GCGGCGGCUGGCAGGAGGGCGAAGAGGAAAGGCGUACGGCCCCCCCCCGCUGCCGGAGGAGCCGCCCUCCCCUUGGGCUCGCCCACACCCGGCGCGGCAGCCAGCGCCGCCCGCCCCGAGCCGCGGCGGAGCGCGCCUGGAGGCGGCCCGGUACCCGCCGGAGGCGGCGGCGGUGCGGGGCCAUGCUGGCGGGGCUGGGGCGGGCCGUGCGGAGCGGCUGCGAGCGGCGGCCCCCGGGGCUGCGGGGCGGGCGCGCUGGCUGCCCGCUGGCCUCAGCGCCUCAGGGAGGCUGGGAGGAUGACAGUUUUCAGGUCUGCAAGUUGUUCUCUGACUUUUUCCAUCCUCGGCUGCCACAUGAGUCCUGGAUCAUAUUGAAAUCGCAUCCAGUGCAGGUGCGGCUGUGGAGGCACGCCGGAGCGCGGAGGGGCUGGCCGGGAGCACCGUACAGCAUGCUGGUGCCAUCUGAUGAAGUAACUAUUAAUUACAGACAUGGUCUUCCUGUGAUAACUCUUACGCUCCCCUCAAGAAGUGAACGCUGUCAGUUUGCCGUUAAGCCAAUGAUGACCACUGUAGGGGCAUUCCUGCAGGAUGUGCAAAAAGAAGAUAAAGGAAUUGAGAGACUGGAAGUCUUUACAACAGAUGGUAGCAAGGUUUCGAGUGCAGCCUUGAUGGAGGUCUUACUGAUGAAUGACUUCAAACUUGUUAUCAAUGACACAACGUACAGUGUGUCACCUCCUGUAAAAGAUAAGCUGAGUAGUGAGCAUGCUACUGAAAUGGAAGAUAUCAAAUCUUUGGUCCACAGAUUGUUUGUGGCUCUACAUUUAGAAGAUCACCAGAUCAGGAAAGAGAGAGAAUUGCUACAGAAAGUGGACCAUCUGAAAGAAGAGCUGCUGCCUCUUGAACAGAUGAAAGCCAGAAUCACUGGCAGCGCUGAUGCAAAGACCUCCAGGCUUCUGUGGGUUGGCCUAGCUCUGAUGUCAACACAGGGGGGAGCGCUGGCAUGGCUCACAUGGUGGGUCUAUUCCUGGGACAUCAUGGAGCCGGUCACAUACUUCAUUACUUAUGGGAGUGCCAUGGCUUUCUAUGCCUACUUUGUUCUUACUAAGCAGGACUACAUUUACCCCGAUGCUAAAGACAGGCAGUUCCUCCACUACUUCUAUCGGAAAUCCAAAACCCAGCAUUUUAAUGUGGAACGAUAUAACAAGCUCAAAGACGACCUAGCAGAGGCAGAAGAAUCCUUGAAGCGUCUCCGCCAACCUCUGCAUCUGAGGCUUCCAAUCCAGGAAAUCAAUAACAAGGACUGACUUUGGUUUUGUAUAUAUUAGAAUCAUCCUUUCAAAGCUGAUAUGAGCAUUUAGUUACUUUAUAGAAACUGGGUAUUUUUGACCACUAUACUUUUGAAAGUUGCAAUAAAUAUCUAUAAAAAUUA
Molecule: messenger RNA, 1429 nt
Organism: Falco peregrinus (peregrine falcon)
Lineage: Eukaryota; Metazoa; Chordata; Aves; Falconiformes; Falconidae
Gene: MCUB
Product: mitochondrial calcium uniporter dominant negative subunit beta
Exons: 9
Coding region: 183-1304 (373 amino acids)
Biological process (GO): calcium import into the mitochondrion; mitochondrial calcium ion homeostasis
Cellular component (GO): mitochondrial inner membrane; uniplex complex
Molecular function (GO): calcium channel inhibitor activity
Source: RefSeq, a predicted model, not a curated record